Messenger RNA from Chroicocephalus ridibundus (black-headed gull), 4188 nucleotides. RefSeq names its product lipid droplet associated hydrolase (gene LDAH). The transcript has 7 exons. Lineage: Eukaryota; Metazoa; Chordata; Aves; Charadriiformes; Laridae. The record is from RefSeq and is a predicted model, not a curated record. Gene Ontology annotation, biological process: lipid storage. Gene Ontology annotation, molecular function: lipase activity. Gene Ontology annotation, cellular component: lipid droplet. The coding region runs from base 158 to 1132 and encodes 324 amino acids.
GGAGCGGGGCGGCGGGAGGCGGGGCUGCCCUCAGCCCACCCCGCGCGGUCCCGGCGGAAGGAGCGGCCUCACCGGCUGCUUCCGCCCGGUUUAGGCAGACGCCGCCGCCGCCGCCGCCGCGCUGGGUGUCGGGGAGCCUGCGAAGGGGGAAGCAAACAUGAGGUCGGCGUCAGAAGAGCCAGUCCCAUUACAUGAAGAAUUUAUUUACUGUUGCGGAGCUGCUACCCAUGUCUUAAAGUGUGGGCCCUGGAAGGACCUCUCCAAAGAUGAAAGUAAAAAUCUACCCAGGCUCUUAUUCAUGAUUAUUCCUGGUAACCCUGGACUGGCAGGUUAUUACAGGACCUUUAUACAGGCCUUAUAUUGUGGACUAAAUCAGCAGUAUCCUGUUUGGGUUGUGAGCCAUGCUGGACAUUGUAAGCCUCCUAGUGGCAUGGAAAUGAUAGAAGACACAGAUAUUAAGGAGCUAGAGGAUGUUUUUGGACUUAACGGACAAGUAGAGCAUAAGCUGAACUUCCUCAAAAAGAACGUAUCAAAAGAUAUAAAGCUGGUACUGAUUGCUCAUUCUAUUGGUUGCUACAUCACACUGGAGAUGAUGAAGCGAGCGUCAGAACUUCAGGUUCUUCGCUCGGUGCUGCUGUUUCCGACGAUAGAGCGCAUGGCUCAGUCCCCUCAAGGAAAGCUCAUGACCCCUUUGCUGUGCAAACUUCGGUACGUUCUGUACAUGCCCGUCUACCUGCUCUCCUUUCUACCAGAGGGAGUCAAAGCCUCCCUGGUGCGGUUUGCUCUGCGAGGAAUGAAGACCUGCGAUGAAUCUUCCAUAACAACCUCCGUGAAUCUCUUCAGCGUGGACUGCAUUGCCAACAUCUUGUAUAUGGCAAGCCAAGAAAUGUUGAAGGUUGUGGAGAGAGACAGUACAACCAUAAAGCAAAAUUUAAAGAAGCUGAUUUUUUACUACGGGACGGGAGACAGCUGGUGUCCGCAGCACUACUACGAUGAGAUCAAAAUGGAUUUUCCAGACGGGGACAUUCGGCUUUGUGAGAAAGGGCUCCGCCACGCCUUUGUGCUAGAUGCCAGCAAGGAGAUGGCUGCCAUGAUCACAGACUGGCUACAGGAUGAUCUGACCAAAUUAUAAAUGCGGAUUCAGUGAUUAACAAGAAAACGAUGUAAUUAUUUUGUGAACGUGUAAUUUUUUGUGAGAGAGUCUGUCCUAUUUUUUUCUGUUUAUUAUAGAUUAUGGCUUGUUUUCUAUUGAGAUGUUUUAGAGAAAGUUAAAGAGAGACUGGCUGGUCCAAGUUAUAGUUUUAUUGAUUGAAUGGUGAUGUACCUUCAUCCUGUGUCGUCAGGACUCUGCAGGAGUUGACAGAGGGUGGAAUAUUUAUUGUCUGAUACUAGAUUCACUGGCUACAAGCGUACCUGAGUUACUACCACCCCACUUACCUGCUGGAGAAGUGUCAGGGAUGGGUUUGGGGCAGCCCAGCUGGCCUACUUUAGAAAGAAAUACCAGGAUAAAAAUCCCGCUGUGGAUGGAUGCCGGCAACGGAUCUUGAUAUGCUGCAAAAGGCCUGACCCUCUCCACGCGUCUCAUCCGUCCGUGUAACCCUGGUGCAUGAAGCCAGAGCAGCUCAAGGCCCCAGGACAGCCCUAACGUUGUCUCCUCCAGGUCAGAUGGGGUUGGUGGUCAAUCAGAGGUCAGGCUGAGUUCAGGAUGAGUACAAGGGAGACGCGUGGAUGAGGUGUGCAGUUUCUCCAAGUCUCAGAAUUAGGGCGCUGCCGGGACUCCACAGGGUAUUAAAAAUACCGGUAAUAAGGUAACUGUGGCGGCUCAGGGAGGGAAUACACAUGGAGCUCUUGUCUGGAAUAUGGCCAAGUGUUCCAUUUUUCGAUUGACUGUAGAGAAGGUAAAGAGUGCUGGUCAAAAGUGCCACUGUUAAAAGGUUAAAAUGGAUUGCAGAAUCUAGAUAUAACUACUUAUAGGUGGCCUAGAUCGUGUAAUGAAGUCCAUGGGAACAGUGCUUGCUCAGCAACCUUACAGAAUUGAACCACUUUUGAUGCCUAAAUUUCAGUUCUUUGCUCGAAGGACUGAAGAAUGAAAUUUUCUGCCAAGCCACAAAUUAGAUAAGUUCACUGUGAGGAAAUGGCUAUUACUCUGCCGUGUUUGCAGCCGUGAAAUGGCAUGAAAUGUUAUUAUUGAGAACCAGAUCCUUCCUAUAGCGCAUGGCUGACAACUACACCCGUCCUCGCCUUCGUUCAUUCCUCUCCUUCACAGAUAGCAAAAAAAAAAGCCUAGGAAAAAACAUCCUACCGCUUGUGAUAACAGAAGUUCCAAGCGAUAGCUAGAAAUGAAAAUAAUGUAAGUAAGGGGAGCAGAGCCAAAUGUAACCAGGAAGAGCUUUCUAGCCAUGAACCUGGGAAGCAGUCUCGCUGUGGAGUUUGUAGAGACAUUUAUAAAUAAAUAAAACACUACAGAAUAUAGUCAGGGGAAGUCCUGCCCUUGCAAACAGAUGAAUUUAGAUGCUGCACUGGGUACCUAACUCGCAUGAUUUAUUAACAGCUUUAAUGUGGUACUAGUGAGAACGGUACUGGAGAAUGUUCUCUGUGAUGCAGAAAGACCAAUUAAUUCCUUACUCUUCUUACACGAUGAUAUUCACGCCUUCCACUUUUCUCUAAACCCUCCUGGAAUCUUUCACUGAUUUUAGAGCAAUUUGUACUAGAAUUCAGUUUCUGGAUAUUUUGGACUAGUUUUCAAACCUGCAGACAGACAGUGGAUUUAAGUGACCUUCUUUGUACCAGAAACUGGUUCAGCUUUUGAGACUAGCCAGUGGCUUUUCAGAUGACACUGCCGCGGAAUGAAACAGACACCGAUGCUUGAGGCAGAACUGUUGAGACCGCGCUUGCAGCAGCACGGGGCGGAACCAGACGCGUUCGAAGUGAAGGGACUGUCCCCCCGUGCCACCGAUUCUGUUUACUGGGGAGUCAGGGGACUUUCCUUCUUUCUACAGGGCCGUGUUCAGUCAUGAUCAAAACAAUUCUCGUGCUCAUUUUAGAAAUCUCUUGGUGUGUGUGUCCACGUGUGUUUCAGCAGCCCCCAGGCGUUGGCGUGGAUUCCUCUUGGAGGGCCUUAGGGCAGAUGCUAAAUGCGUGUGUUGGCCUCGGUGCUCCCUGGGGCAGAGUGAAGGGGGGAGUGUUCACAUACAUAUAUAUAUAUGUACACGUAUACAUAUACAUAUGCACACGUUUGUAUGUUAGCAGCAUAAAAAAUACAAUUCAUGUGGUUGUUUGGGUUUACACGUCGUUGUGGUUGAACAAACCCUUUGUUCUUCACGGUGUACGGAAUCGGGUCAUUGAGCCAGGACUCAGUUUGUAAAAGUUCCGCUGUUGCAGUGGAUCUCCUGAGGACAGGAAAAAUCUUGCGUUAACCAAAGAUGACAAGCAACUAUUAACGCCUGGAAACUGAAGCACCUAUGAGAAGCAGUUGUUUACAGUGCAUUAUUCGUAUACUUUGUAUGAGGAAUUAAUUUAGCAAUACUUGUACUUGACUUGUGUAUGCCUUUUAUAAAAUGUUAAUCCGUUAUAAUAAAUCCUACUGACUGCAUUAAGACCUAAACCGCGAUUAGAUCUGGUCAGUGAUGACCAUACCUACUGCAGGAUAAUGCCUUACGAUUUUCUGAAACGAAUUUUCUCUAAGAUUAUCAGAAGCGUAUUGAUUCAAUUGCUACCUUCCUCCCAGAUGCUGUUACCGUAAGGCUGAAAGAUCUGAAAAUUUGCUACUCUAUUCAUUGCAAAAAAGCACGGGUCUAGUUUUCACGGCUGUAUUUCCUAAGGGGAGCAGAUCUCACACAAUGAGAAUCCAGCUCCUCCGAAGCCCGUAGUGUUCACCGUGACCCCAGGCAAAGAGUGUCAAAAGUGCUUAUGGUCCAAGCGUGCCAACUUCCCCUGAGAACACCGCGUGGUCUUGCCUGUUUUAGACUUAUUUUAGAAUUCUUGGGAAACCUAUCGCCAGUUAACUGACUGUGUGCAGUGGCACCUCGGCUCUGUCGUUCACAUUUGUGCUUAAUCCUCACCACGCGCGUUAUCCUGCUCGUUUCAAUGACUUUGACUCAUGUUCAAGUGUUUUGCUAGAUCGAUACCUUUUAUGAGAAAGUACACAAUUCCAAUAACAAAAAUAAAGACAUUUAUGGUAAAAUGGAA